Cooperia oncophora is the source of this 432-nucleotide messenger RNA. The record is from the annotation of a GenBank genome assembly. Lineage: Eukaryota; Metazoa; Nematoda; Chromadorea; Rhabditida; Trichostrongylidae.
AUGGUUCUCGAAAAUGGUUGUUUUCUCAUGAAAGGAAACCUUUGGUUGACUGGCAUAUUUCUGAAGGCGAUACCGCCGUGCGCUCUUCGUCUCUUUUGGUUCACGAUUGCACUUAUUGCCCGUAUGAAAGAGAAUAAAGAGAAGCGAAAAAAGCUGUUGAAAAGCCGAGACGACAAAGGCAAACGUGAUGUCACCACCUAUAUGUUGGUAUUCAUGGUUACCGUGUUCCUUGUUACCGAAUUGCCACAGGGCGUUAUGGCUGUGUUGAACGCUCUCUACACGUCCCAGUUCCAUGCGUACGUAUAUCUAGCGCUGGCCGAUGUACUUGAUCUCUUAUCGCUGAUAAACUGUUACGUAGCAUUCCUUGUGUACAUGUGCACAUGCUCACGUUAUCGACAGACGCUGCUGUCGAUCCUGCCAGCAAUGCCGUAA